Messenger RNA from Cololabis saira (Pacific saury), 4604 nucleotides. RefSeq names its product cytoplasmic FMR1 interacting protein 1 (gene cyfip1). Bases 258 to 4019 code for a protein of 1253 amino acids. Gene Ontology annotation, molecular function: small GTPase binding; RNA 7-methylguanosine cap binding. The transcript has 31 exons. NCBI's taxonomy places the organism in Eukaryota, Metazoa, Chordata, Actinopteri, Beloniformes, Belonidae. Gene Ontology annotation, biological process: regulation of translation; regulation of actin filament polymerization; axon guidance. Gene Ontology annotation, cellular component: SCAR complex; synapse; neuron projection. The record is from RefSeq and is a predicted model, not a curated record.
UUCCUGUCGAGCUUCCCUUCGCAGGGACAGGAACUCCCUGCUCGCUCCCCCGCCCAUGAUAAUAAUACCGACCGACGGCAGAUUCCUCCAGCAGCCGAGAGGGACAGAAACAAGGGAAACUCUUGGACUAAAGUCACUCAAACUCGGGACGUCGUCCAGGGUCGAGAGAGGGGUCGACAUUCCGCUUUUAUGGCGCUGUAGUUUGGGUCCAUUUUUACGCAACUUUUCCCAGUUUGCCAGCUUUCCCUCCCGGCAUCAUGGCAUCCACCGUGACUUUAGAAGAUGCCCUCUCCAACGUGGACCUGCUGGAGGAGCUGCCACUCCCAGACCAGCAGCCGUGCAUUGAGCCCCUCCCCUCCUCCGUUGUGUACCAGCCAAACUUCAACACCAACUUUGAAGACAGGAAUGCAUUCGUCACCGGCAUUGCCAGAUACAUCGAGCAGGCCACCGUCCACUCCAGCAUGAAUGACAUGUUGGAAGAGGGGCAGGAGUAUGCCAUCAUGCUCUACACCUGGAGGAGCUGCUCACGUGCGAUUCCACAGGUGAAAUGCAAUGAACAACCCAACAGGGUGGAGAUCUACGAGAAGACCGUUGAAGUCCUUGAGCCUGAAGUUACCAAGCUGAUGAACUUCAUGUACUUCCAGCGCACAGCGAUCGAUCGCUUCUGUGGGGAGGUCCGUCGUCUGUGUCACACAGAGCGCAGGAAAGACUUUGUCUCAGAGGCGUACCUGCUAACCCUCGGAAAGUUCAUCAACAUGUUUGCAGUCCUGGAUGAGCUGAAGAACAUGAAGUGCAGCGUCAAGAACGACCACUCUGCAUACAAACGAGCUGCUCAGUUCCUCAGAAAGAUGUCUGAACCCUCAUCCAUCCAGGAGUCUCAGAACUUGUCCAUGUUUCUGGCAAACCAUAACAAGAUCACACAGUCGUUGCAGCAGCAGCUGGAGGUGAUCAAUGGUUAUGAAGAGUUGCUGGCAGACAUCGUCAACCUGUGUGUGGAUUACUACGAGAACAAGUUGUAUCUCACCCCCAGUGAGAAACACAUGCUUCUCAAAGUCAUGGGUUUUGGGUUGUACCUUAUGGAUGGAAACAGCAGCAACAUCUACAAACUGGAUGCCAAGAAGAGAAUAAACCUCACAAAGAUCGACAAGUUUUUCAAGCAACUCCAGGUGGUCCCACUUUUUGGUGACAUGCAGAUCGAGUUGUCCCGCUACAUCAAGACCAGUGCUCACUUUGAAGAAAACAAGUCCAGGUGGACGUGCACAUCCAUAUCCAGCAGCCCCCAGUACAACAUCUGCGAGCAGAUGCUUCAGAUCAGAGAUGAUCACAUGCGCUUCAUCUCCGAGCUCGCUCGUUACAGCAACAGCGAGGUGGUGACUGGAUCAGGGCGUCAAGAGGCCCAGAAGACAGAUACUGAGUACAGGAAGCUGUUUGACUUGGCUCUGCAGGGCAUGCAGCUGCUCUCCCAGUGGAGCGCUCACGUCAUGGAAGUGUACUCCUGGAAACUGGUCCAUCCAACAGACAAAUACUCCAACAAGGAGUGCCCUGACAACGCCGAGGAGUACGAGAGAGCCACCCGCUACAACUAUACAAGUGAGGAGAAGUUUGCCCUUGUGGAGGUGAUGGCUAUGAUAAAGGGACUGCAGGUGCUGAUGGGACGGAUGGAGAGUGUGUUCAAUCACGCCAUCCGUCACACCAUCUACUCGGCGCUGCAGGACUUCGCUCAAGUGACUUUGCGUGACCCACUGCGGCAGGCGAUCAAGAAGAAGAAAAAUGUGAUCCAGAGCGUCCUCCAGGCCAUCCGGAAGACGGUGUGCGACUGGGAGACCGGCCGGGAGCCCCACAACGACCCUGCCCUCCGUGGAGAAAAAGAUCCAAAGGGAGGCUUUGACAUCAAAGUUCCCCGUCGAGCUGUGGGGCCCUCCAGCACACAGCUCUACAUGGUGAGGACCAUGCUGGAGUCCCUCAUUGCUGACAAAAGUGGCUCCAAGAAGACCCUGCGCAGCAGUCUCGAGGGCCCCACCAUCAUGGACAUUGAGAAGUUUCACCGCGAGUCCUUCUUUUACACACAUCUGCUGAACUUUAGUGAGACUUUGCAGCAGUGCUGUGAUCUUUCCCAGCUUUGGUUCAGGGAGUUUUUCCUGGAGCUCACAAUGGGGCGCAGGAUCCAGUUCCCCAUUGAAAUGUCCAUGCCGUGGAUCCUCACCGACCACAUCCUGGAUACCAAGGAAGCUUCCAUGAUGGAGUAUGUGCUGUAUCCCCUGGAUUUGUACAACGACAGUGCACACUACGCUCUGACCAAAUUCAAGAAGCAGUUCCUUUACGAUGAAAUAGAGGCUGAGGUCAACUUGUGCUUUGAUCAAUUUGUCUACAAGCUUGCUGAUCAGAUAUUUGCCUACUACAAGAUACUAGCUGGAAGUCUUCUGCUUGACAAGCGUUUGAGGGCUGACUGCAAGAACCAGGGCGCCAACAUUCCCUGGCCUCCCUCCAACCGCUACGAGACUCUGCUGAAGCAGCGCCACGUCCAGCUCCUCGGCCGCUCCAUCGAUCUGAACAGACUCAUCACUCAGAGGGUUUCAGCAGCUCUCCAGAAGUCUCUGGAGCUGGCCAUCAACCGCUUCGAGAGUGAGGAUCUCACCUCCAUAAUGGAACUGGAGGGCCUUCUGGAUAUCAAUCGCCUGACACACAAGCUCCUCAGCAAGUUCUUGACUCUGGACAGCUUGGACGCCAUGUUUCGUGAGGCCAACCACAACGUUUCAGCACCUUAUGGGAGGAUAACGCUGCACGUCUUCUGGGAGCUGAAUUACGACUUCCUGCCCAACUACUGCUACAAUGGCUCUACCAACAGGUUUGUGCGCACCAUCCUGCCGUUCUCUCAGGAGUUCCAGAGGGAUAAGCCCUCCAACGCUCAGCCUCAGUAUCUGUACGGGUCGAAGACCUUGAAUCUGGCGUACAACAGCAUAUUUGGCACCUACAGGAACUUUGUUGGCCCUCCACACAUUAAGGUCAUGUGCAGACUACUGGGCUACCAGGGUAUUGCCGUGGUGAUGGAGGAGCUCCUAAAAGUCGUUAAAAGCCUGCUUCAGGGCACCAUAAUGCAGUAUGUGAAGACUCUGAUGGAAGUGAUGCCCAAGAUCUGCAGACUUCCACGCCACGAGUAUGGCUCGCCAGGCAUCUUGGAGUUCUUUCACCACCAGCUCAAGGACAUUGUGGAGUACGCUGAGCUGAAGACGGUGUGCUUCCAGAACCUGCGGGAGGUGGGCAAUGCCCUCCUGUUCUGCCUGCUGAGCGAGCAGAGUCUGUCGCAGGAAGAGGUUUGUGAUUUGCUCCACGCCGCACCUUUCCAAAACAUUCUUCCCAGAGUCCACGUCAAAGAAGGCGAGCGGCUGGAUGCCAAGAUGAAGCGCUUGGAGGCCAAAUACACAGCGCUGCACAUGGUUCCUCUGAUAGAGCGUCUCGGUACCCCACAGCAAAUAGCCAUCGCUCGUGAGGGCGACCUGCUGACCAAAGAGAGGCUCUGCUGCGGCUUGUCCAUGUUCGAGGUCAUCCUCACACGUGUGCGAGGUUUCUUGGAUGACCCCAUCUGGCGCGGGCCGUUGCCGAGCAACGGCGUGAUGCACGUGGACGAGUGUGUGGAGUUCCACCGCCUCUGGAGUGCCAUGCAGUUCGUCUACUGCAUCCCCGUGGGAGCCCACGAGUUCACAGUGGAGCAGUGCUUUGGAGAUGGCCUCCACUGGGCGGGGUGCAUGAUCAUCGCCCUGCUGGGACAACAGAGACGCUUUGACAUCCUCGACUUCAGCUAUCACCUCCUUAAGGUGCAGAAGCACGACGGCAAGGAUGAGGUCAUCAAGAGUGUGCCUCUAAAGAAGAUGGUGGACAGAAUCCGCAAGUUCCAAAUCCUGAACGAUGAGAUCUUUGGAAUCCUGAACAAGUACCUGAAGUCUGGAGACGGAGAGAACAUGCCGGUGGAACACGUGCGAUGCUUCCAGCCACCGAUACACCAGUCGCUCGCCAGCAGCUGAGAUGCUGCUCCCACCGUCGAUAAUGUGGACCAGCAUGACAUUUCAGAUACAUUACCAGACUAUUUACAAAUAUUCCUCCUAGUAUUUAGGGCUGCAAUAGCAAAAGGACCAUUAAAUGUUAAAGUUGGGCCACUUUUUUUUUGUCUGAACAUAUCUAUAUAUUUUUUGUAUUCACUUGUGCCUUAUCUGAAAAGAAUAGACACCGCCCCCUUUGGAUGAACUAUUCUUUGUUUUUAUACCUGCAGAAAGCCAGAAAUCAGGGAGGGUAAUUCAUUUUAUCAGACAAGUAUUUAAGGGUUUGCAGUGGUGGAAUAUUGAGGGUGAAUAGAAACCUAUUUUAAGAAGAAGUGAAAGUAAAUUUAUAAUUUCUACACUGUUGAACAUGCAUGCUAAACAUUUGACCUGAAACUGAAAAAUAACAAAGCUCAUACUCUUAAGCAUUUAUUCACUGUGCCUUGUGUUGAGAUGUUUUAAUUCAAUAAAUAUGUAACAAAUCAGUUGGUUCAUCUUAAGAGCUUUUUCAUGUAAAAACUAACCCUAGGACAAAAAAAAAGUUCAAAAUGUCCCGAACAUAAAUUGUUACUU